CAUCAGACCUGGUAUAAUGCCGUCAGUGAUCUCAAGUCGGGUAAAACACCUCUUAUCCUAGUUAAUGGGCCGCAAAAUUCCAGCCAGGAAUAUAUGUUGCGGGUGACCUGAUUCGAUCCAGGAGCAUUGCUGGUAUCGCUUACCAUUCAUCAUAGGCCUCAUACGGUUCUGAUGUCGACAGGGUAUGUGCAAUCGUACGAUCAAUAGUCGUGUUGACAUAGCAUGGACUCAAUAUGCCUUUCUACGAUACACUUGGAAGUGGCCGGUCGACACAUCUUCCGGAAGCCCCGGAAGACUUCUGGACACAAGAGCUAUACAUGAAUGAGCUCGAGAAUCUCGUCUCUCAUCUUGGGAUCUCCGACUCAUUCAAUAUUCUCGGGCACUUUGGGGGGGUAGGCCCCUACUGGCGUUCCUGUUCAUUCUUUUCAAGAGCCAACUGUAGUCAAGGAAUGCUCGCAGGACAAUAUGUGGCAACACGUUCACCGAAAGGUCUCCGACACUUAAUCGUCGUCCGUGCCAUUGCCUCCGUAGAAGGUGGAAAAGUUCUCUAUGGGAAAAAUCGCCUUCAAUCCAUCUUCGUGUCUCAUCGCAACCCGUUGUGGACCUGGAAAUAUCAGACGUCGCUGUGGAGGAUAUCAUGACGACCUGGAGAGCCAUGGUGGAGGAUAAAACCAUCUGGAAAACAAUGUUCGGUGGAAUAGUCGAUACCCGUCCGAUACUUGAAAUAAGAGGGACCCUCAGCGACUGGUCCAUCGUGGAUAUUUUGAGGCGCAUUUCAUGUACGAUGCUUUGUAUCUUCGGAAUGAACGAGGAUAGAUUCAAGGCAUGGAUGACUGUUCCAGACACAAGGUGGGUGAAAUUUGAGAACUCUCUCAAUUUCCCAAUGUAUGAAAGGUGUGAACAGUACAGUACGUCUUUCCUUGCACUAUCAUUGCCCUUACUUAUUCUCGUGACAUCAUACGGGUACCUACGGACAGCGGCAGAUUUCUUGGAAGCUUCAUGA
Guyanagaster necrorhizus is the source of this 1003-nucleotide messenger RNA. RefSeq lists its product as uncharacterized. The coding region runs from base 234 to 641 and encodes 135 amino acids. The transcript has 3 exons. The record is from RefSeq and is a predicted model, not a curated record. Lineage: Eukaryota; Fungi; Basidiomycota; Agaricomycetes; Agaricales; Physalacriaceae.